AUGUCCGUAGAGUUCACCGACGCGUCUCUGGCUCAAGUGCGCGACACCAUUGCGCGCUUCCAAACCCCAUCCCGACCUCCUACUCUGCUCGCCCUUCUCGCCGCACCACUCGGAGCAAUCGGCCUCUUGCCUCCGCGGUUUCGACAACACAACACCUCACCAAUCGCGACAGGCAACUUCAACGUCCCACGGCAUAUCUCACCCGAACUCACGAAGAACCACUCCUACGAGCUCGUCGAGCAAUUCUUCUGCCCCGACCUCAUGUCCUUCGCGAAUCCCGCCGCGGGGCACAUUGCUUUGUACGCAUACUCUACUAUCCUGUCCACCCCUCUCAAUGAUUACUCUGUUCGUCUCCUCGCCAAGUUGUGCAAGUCGUACCCCAUCGACGUGCUUCAUGGCAUUGCGUAUCCAGACAUCGGAGGGCCUGCGCCUGCAGGCAGACACUCUGUAACAUGGGAGGAUUGCGUACGGAACGCGAUCGCUGUUCCUGCCAAGGUUGCGAAUUACAUGGGCGAUCGGGGUGACUGUCCACCGGAGCUCGAGCACGGACAGUACUUCAACGACAUGAGUGUACGAACAGAGCGAAUCAUCUUGGGGGCGCAUCAAAGCCACAGGAUAUCUUCUGUAGCCUACCUGCUGGUGAAGUUGACAAAUGUCGGCGUCUUCCCCGCCGCACCACCAACAUCUCCUGCCCAGCCUUCAUUCUUCCAUGUGGUGCUUCCUGCUAUCCGUCGGCACAUAGGCGAGGGAAUAAGGAAUAUUCAACCUGCUGGACCACUGUUCUUUCAGCCUGCCGUCAGCACAAGCCUUGAGAGCUAUUCUUACCUCUCUGCUGGCCGCUCUGGCCCUAUCACGGACACCCUUGACGCUAAUCCUAAGACUAGAGCACUUGUCACACGAGAAGCGAAGAUUUUGCUCAAUGUCUUCGGACCCCUCAGGUCAGCGCGGAUAUUCGCAUGCUAUGCUGCGGGUGCGGAGAAAGGGGGGCGCAUGAGAGAAGGUCUGGAAGCCUUUCUCGAGAGGGUCGUGGCAAGAUGGACUGACGUUGACCACGUCCGACAUUCACUUCUGUCAGAACAGCGUUAUCUCACAGCAUUGUUGAUCCUGACCGUUUCGUCCUUCCCUCCGCUUUCUCCCGCCCACAAGCUCGCACUCUCGGCCCCGUUCAUUCAGGUCAUCUCAACAUACAUAUCACACGUGGAUCCAUCCAUUCGACGUUGUGGCAUGCUUGUCGCAGAAGAGAUCGCACGUGCAGCAGGAAAGUCGUUGGACUUCGGGAGCUGGGAUGGCGACGAUCAGAACCGCGCAUGGUGCAGGCAGUUGCGGACGCUCGCGAAGGAACAUCAUCGACGUCCUCCCUCCCCUCCCAGGAUCAGUGUCGAGCUGCCGCCUUCUGGGUACGACUCGGACGACUCUCUUACCGGUUACGCAUCUCCCGACUCGUCACGCUCGGCGUCUCCGACACCGUCUGAGCUUGAAGAGAUUGAGAAGGAUCCCACAUUGCGCGUCGGGCGAAGAAGACCCCGCGACCCGCCAACGAAUGGGCUGCAAAGCGGCGAGGAACAAGAAACGGCGAACAAGGUCGAAGUUGCUUUGGAUAGCGGCUACGGUACAGAACUUGAGGAGAACACCGUGAACCUGGCGUACGCCUUCGUUGGGCUUCAAGAUAACUACGACCUGGAAGAUUUUGCACAGAAACGACAGGCUGCUCUCAAUGCGCUCGUUGCAUGCUCACCCAGGAAGGCCGCUCCUGCCAUUAUCGAACAGUUCUUCACCACUCAAUACUCAACCGACCAACGUUUCACCAUGCUGAACGCGCUUGUCCUCGGCGCCCAGGAAUUAGCUGGCCUCCCUGUACCCGAAUACCUCGGCCGAAAAGCCCUCCCUCAGGAGAAGACAUUGUUCCCGAGCAAGCGGCUUCCAACCGGUCUUCACAACAAAUACGUCACUACAGGCGAUCAGCUCAGCACACACGACCCGGUGCAGCUCUUGCUCGCGAACGCGACGCGCCUCGCAAUAGACAAGGACAGAGAAGCCGCCGCGGACUCCAUGCCUGCCCUCGCGCGCGACCGCGCGCUCCGCAUCCCAUCGUCAAGCAAAAAGAUAUCCGAGAUCUCCCCAACCACGCCCGCCGCCGUCCUCCGCGCACAGCUUGCUCUACCCGCCGCACACCCGAAGCGGACGACGUUCACGGCCGUCGCGGCCGAGCACUUCCUCGGCCCGCUCGUCCACCGCUUCUGGCGCUUCCUACGCAACGAGCAGACGCGCGAGGCGCGCACCACGCACCAGCCCGAGCUCCACCGGUACCGUGCCGCGGGCUCGAACCUCAUCCUCUCCGCGCCCGUGCUCGCGCGCCUUCUCGAGGCGGUGGGCGUGCUCGUCCACCUCUCGCGGCACGCGCGCGAGUGGCUGGCGGUGCUCGCCCCGGGGGCGCUCGAGCUCGCGCUCGCGCUCGGCACGCGCCCCGUGUCGCGCGGGGAGGGCGCCACGGAAGUCGCGGAGGAUGGCCCUGCGGGCGUCAAGGAGGCCGCGGUGCUCACGGCGGCGCUGGAGCUCGCGGUGGUCGUGCUCGACGGCUGCAUCGAGGUCGACGGGGCACGGUCGCUCGGGCUCGAGCACACGACGCUGCUGCUGGGCACGGGGGAGUGGGCGGCGAAGGUGAUGGAGAGCCUGGAGGACGGGAUGAAGGUGCCGGGGGGCGGGGGCGCGCAGGAGGUUCGGCUGCGACGCGCCGCCGCGGGGGUCGUGAUCAAGGUGGACGAGGCCACGACGAAGUGGAGACGGUCUAUGGUAGACCUGAGUUAG
Molecule: messenger RNA, 2805 nt
Organism: Epithele typhae
Lineage: Eukaryota; Fungi; Basidiomycota; Agaricomycetes; Polyporales; Epitheliaceae
Exons: 11
Coding region: 1-2805 (934 amino acids)
Biological process (GO): telomere maintenance via telomerase; protein stabilization
Cellular component (GO): cytosol
Molecular function (GO): Hsp90 protein binding; telomeric repeat DNA binding
Source: RefSeq, a predicted model, not a curated record